AUGCAUUGUUCCCAACCAACAAUUUUCAACAAGCACGUUAGAACCAAUAGUUCUCCCAAUGAUGGUGAUGAUGAGCACUCCAUUCCUUCUUCCAAUUCUUCUUCUCCAAUAGUAUCAACGUCUUUGCAUACUCCAGUCAUUUACCUCAACUCUCCUUCUCAAAUUUCCGAAUGCUUGGAAUCCUUUCUGGAGCCUUUAAAAUUUGAGGCAAACCCUCCUACGGUCACAGAUUCUUUGGAGUCCACUCUUCUUGAGGGAUUUCCAAGCAAAGAUUAUGUAAAUUCAAUUCUCAACAUUGACUCAACCAACACGAACCCUCUUUUCGUUUACAGAAAUAAGGACAUGACUUGCUUGAUCGAUUCCCUAGUUAACAAUUCCCCUUCAUCGUCGGUACUGAAACUAAAUGACAUUCCUUCGUCAAAAUCUGACACGCUUACUUUUCAAUUUAAUUGUGCCUCUAACGGUCUUAAUAGACUUUUUCAGGAGCUCUCAGAACGAAAACAUUUUACAAAGAGUAGGAUUGAGAAGAGUAAAAAAACAAAGUCAACAAUUUUGGAGCGACGAAAAUGCAAACUUUCACAUACCAUUAAUGCUGACGCUCUGGAGAAUAGCCGAUAUUUCUGA
Messenger RNA from Naegleria lovaniensis, 624 nucleotides. RefSeq lists its product as uncharacterized. The record is from RefSeq and is a predicted model, not a curated record. The coding region runs from base 1 to 624 and encodes 207 amino acids. The transcript has a single exon. NCBI's taxonomy places the organism in Eukaryota, Heterolobosea, Eutetramitea, Acrasida, Naegleriidae.